Messenger RNA from Theobroma cacao (cacao), 1133 nucleotides. Its product is annotated as LEAF RUST 10 DISEASE-RESISTANCE LOCUS RECEPTOR-LIKE PROTEIN KINASE-like 1.1. Gene Ontology annotation, biological process: phosphorylation. The record is from RefSeq and is a predicted model, not a curated record. Lineage: Eukaryota; Viridiplantae; Streptophyta; Magnoliopsida; Malvales; Malvaceae. Gene Ontology annotation, molecular function: kinase activity.
UUCAGUCAAUUUGGCCCGUCUCCUAUCCCAUCGUGAUGACUACUCAAAUGAAGUCGUCUUUGAUCAACUUAAAACUUGAAAGCAAUGCCUAUAUCUGGGUUGUUUUUGUUCAUAGUUAUGAAUCGGGAAGCAAACCCAUGGCUGUUGUAUCCAUUUUAUUUGUCUUUCUUCUCUCCCGUCUUCUGCUACUCCACUUGGCUGAAGCAGAGAACAGACUCCGCCCGGAUUGCCCAGCUUUUGAUUGUGGAAACUUUGGCAACAUUAGUUUCCCUUUCACUAAGAGCGAAAGGCCUGAAUGUGGGUUGUGCCUAGUUGAUGGUUGUAACAAAACAGUUGCCAAGAUCCAACUGGAGAAAGGAGGAAGAUGGUACCAACUUAAACAGAUCAACCAAGGCAACACCGUCACUGUUUACGAUCAAGAGCUAGGAAAGCAGCUACAAUCCAAGGAUUGUGAAGCCUUAAGCAUGUGGAGUCUGCCGAACCAUCCCCUUAUCUCUUUCCAUUUCUUUCCCAACCUAACUUUGCUCAAAUGCAAUGCCACCCUCUUUACUAGCUUCCCAGAAGAAAUCAAUCAAACUCGCUGCAAUGACUAUAAUUUAUACUAUCCAGUCGAAGAUGAACCAUCACGGAGUUGGCUUCUUUAUUGUUCUAUUUCUCAACUCCCAGUUACCAUGUCUCAACAAGGCAAUGAUUCCCAAAGUGAUAAGUACCUAUUUAAGCUAGUGACUGCAGAAUUUUCGGUUGAAUUGCGGGUAGUGAAAGAUUGUGGCGACUGUCACUACAAGGGAGGACAAUGUCUGGUUAACGACAAGCAAGAGUUUUACUGUGGCAAUGAGAACAAGAGUAACUUGGGAUUGAAGCUGGGACUUGGAAUCGGAAGCUUGCUCCUGCUGACAUUGAUAAUCUUCUCAAUAUACUUGAGGAGACAUUUACUCAAGCAGAAUGAACAAUUCUCACAUAUACAGUUAUGACAAGUUCUUACCAGUAAUUACAACAAUUUAUAAUUGUCUUGCCACUCAUCUUAUAUUAAAUUACCGCAAUACAAAUAUCUAUAAUUACAGUUUUUCCCCUUUUUCUCAAUUUUUUUUUGUUUAGAUCCAAUUUGGUUAGUAUCAAAUUCACUAGAUUCCAGC